CAUCUCACCAUCCAUCGUCCAUUCAUUCGCCCCUCUCCCCCACUCAGUCUCAUCCACCCAUGGAGCGAAUCGUCAGCUUGCUGCCCUCGGCUGCAGAAAUCAUCUGCCUGGUAGGUGGCCAGCCAGAGAUGGUUGCCCGUAGCCACGAAGACGAUUUCCCUUCAACAAUCCAGCACCUCCCGAUCCUCACCGCCGCCAAAACCACCUUCACUACCUCUGCCGAUGUUGACCGUCAAGUCUCCGAGGCUCUCUCUCAGGGCCAAAGUCUCUACGACCUCGAUGUCACACAACUCAAGGCCCUCCGACCCACCGUCAUCGUCACCCAAGACCUAUGCAACGUCUGCUCGAUCGAUCUCGUCUCCGUCCAGCGCGUCGCCAGCACCAUGGAUCCACGUCCUCAGAUCGUCACCUUGAAUCCUACUUCUGUAGGCGAGGUCAUGGAAAGCAUCACGACCGUGGGACUGGCCAUCGGACGAGUUGAGGAGGCAAAGAAGGCCCGCGAGGAGCUGGAGGCGAGGAUUGCGCGCUGUCAGAAUGCUGUUGAGGAGGUGAAACGUGGGAACGACGGCUCAUAUAAGCCCAAGAAGAUCAUGUUCUUUGAAUGGACAGAUCCUAUUUAUCCUGGCGGCCAUUGGACCCCAGAGAUGAUCGAGAUCGCGGGAGGGGUGCAUCCUAUCAACGAGGCCGGGUCCCCUUCGCGUCGCGUGCCGAUCGAAUCUGUCGUGGCUACAGAUUCUGAUGUCCUUAUUAUCUGCCCUUGCGGUCUCGAUCUGGAGGCCGCCCGUAAGGAAUAUAACUCUAUGAUGGAGAAAGAAUGGUUCCGAAAGAUGGCAGACAAGGCUACAACGAUCGCCCUUGUUGAUGGUAACCAGAUGUUCAAUCGCAGUGGACCACGGUUAGUCGAGUGCACAGAGUGGUUGGUCAUGCUGUUGCACAACCGUCCAGAGUUUGAGCCGACUGGAUUCCCUUGGGAAAGGAUUAAAUAAAAUGCAUCGACAGAAAAAUAUACAUGAUCAUAUCAUAUUCGUUGCUCCAACUCGAUAUCGACUAGAA
This is a messenger RNA of Gamsiella multidivaricata, 1053 nucleotides long. RefSeq lists its product as uncharacterized. Lineage: Eukaryota; Fungi; Mortierellomycota; Mortierellomycetes; Mortierellales; Mortierellaceae. The transcript is spliced from 3 exons. The record is from RefSeq and is a predicted model, not a curated record. Bases 60 to 986 code for a protein of 308 amino acids.